Parasteatoda tepidariorum (common house spider) is the source of this 2236-nucleotide messenger RNA. Its product is annotated as m7GpppX diphosphatase. Gene Ontology annotation, molecular function: RNA 7-methylguanosine cap binding; hydrolase activity. Gene Ontology annotation, biological process: deadenylation-dependent decapping of nuclear-transcribed mRNA. Gene Ontology annotation, cellular component: nucleus; P-body. NCBI's taxonomy places the organism in Eukaryota, Metazoa, Arthropoda, Arachnida, Araneae, Theridiidae. The record is from RefSeq and is a predicted model, not a curated record.
AAGUUUUAUUUAACAUUACCGUCCCGCGAUUGUUGAGCGUUUUGUGUAUCGAUGUACGCUACUUUUUCAACAAGUGAAAUUAUUUUUGAUUUUAUUAUUGUGAAGAUUUAAUUGUAUUUAUAAAAUAAUAACAUGUCUGACGUAGAUUCAUCAGAUGAUGUUAGUCGUAAACGGAUCAAAUUAUCCACUGAAGAGGAGCUUCAAUCACCUGACGCUGUUGCUGAAGACUUGAGCGCACACACUAGAAUAAACUCUUUCAGUGACUUUAAAAUGCGUGAAGUUUUAUUCGACAACAAAGAAUCUAAAUCUAUAUUUGUAGAGGGCUCAUUCGAUCCUGUUAGUGAUAAAGCUGUUUUGCUACUUGAGAAGUCUUCUUUUGAAAAAGAAAAUGUUGAAAGAUUUCUGAAGUCUGCCGAUCUAGCUUUAAAUUUAAAGCCAAGUGUUGCCUCCGAACCGAAUGAAGUAAAUUAUGCUUGCUAUCCUAAUGUUGAAAGAGGAGACAUCAUAGCUACAGUUAUUUGUCCUGCGACUAACAAGCAUAUUGAAAAAUAUACUGAGCAACAUAUGUUUGUCGUCCAUGAAACUCCAGAUGCAUACAAAACUGUUGUUCUGCCCUAUAUUGAAUCUCAAAAAUUUUCAAUUCAAUGGGUUUAUAAUAUUUUAGAGCAUAAAAGUGAAUCUGAGAGGAUAACGUUUGAAGAUUCUGACAAAGAUCUGGGAUUUAUAUUGAUUCCAGACUUAAAAUGGAACGAUGUCAAGAAGGGUUCUAUUUAUCUCCUUGCUAUGUGUCAUACAAAAAACAUUAAGUCUCUAAGAGAUCUCACUGUAUCUCAUCUUCCAUUGUUGAACAACAUUAAGACUAAAGGAUUAGAGGCAAUUUCAAAGAAAUACAGCAUUGUUCCUGAAAAACUUAGAAUAUACCUACAUUAUCAGCCAUCCUAUUAUCAUCUGCAUGUUCAUUUCACAAGUGCUGACACAGAUGUGCCUGGAAAUCAGUUUAAUAGGGCUCAUUUGUUAGACACUGUCAUUAACAAUAUAGAACUAAGUGCCUCCUAUUAUCAAGAUGUGACAUUAACUUAUUUGCUGAGAGAAAAUGAUCCUUUGCUUCAGAAAAUGAAAGAAGCUGGUUUUGUUGAUAAAUAAAAUGUCAUAUUUGGUCAAAUUAAAAUGUCGUAUCAUACAUCUUUAUAGAACUGGGUGAUAUAUCGAUAUUUUUUGUGUAUAAUUUUUGUUUAUAUUCUCACGAUCUAUGAACGACUAUAAACGUUCAAGGCCAUAAUGUUGUGAGUAUUAACAAUAAUUAUAAAUUCACUGAUGUAAAGAUCAUUAUCGAUAAUGAAAAAUAUUAAAUUUCAUAAUGUCACAAUCAUUAUUGAUAAAGAUAAAUAGAAAAUUAGAUAAUAUCUCACAAAUUAUUGAUAAUGAUGAUUAUCAAAUUGAUGCAUUUCAUUUGGGUACAAAUGUAAAAAUAUUGUAAAUUAUAUAAAUAGUAAAAAUAAAACACUGGAUUAUAAAUUUUCGAGAAUAUAUUGCAACAUUAUAAUUCCAGUAUCACCCAGCAUUAAUCUCUUAUUUUGUUUUUGAUGCAUAUAUCUAUACAAGUGAACAUGAGCUUCUGUAUCCUUGCAAGGAAACAACAUUGCGAAGAAUAAUUUCUUUUAGUAAAUCGGUUUGAUCGAGAAAAAUUUAUAUGAGAUUCUACUAAUUAAUUUUACUCAAUUGAGCUGAUUAAUUUGUGAUCUACUAUGUUCUUGGUUAAUCUGAACAUUAAAGCUUUUGUUUGUAGAAAGCUUGACUAUUGAUGUAUAUUUUUUACGUUCUAUUUUCUCUUAGAAUGAAUAUCAUAAAAACCACUUUAGAAAUUUUUUUUUAUAUUUAGUUCUUAAUCAUGUAGUACAAUUACUUAUGAAUCACAAAGUUUAAAGGAGCUUUUAUUUAUUAGAGAUCUGAUUUGUUGAUUUCAAAUGUGUGUUCAUUUUAAUUUUCUGAGUAAUUGAAUACCAACUUUUCUCCAUUUAAUUUUGGUAAAAAAAUCAUGGAAAAGAAAAUAAUUUUAAAAAGUUUUUUGUUUUAGUUAUUUUUUUAGGUCCUCUGCUUAGUUAAAAAUUGCUGCAUCACCAUCGCAUAAUUUUAAAAAUAUUUCCACAUAGUAUAGGGCUCUAUUUAUCCAAAAUAAAUAGUGUACAAAUAAUAUAUGAUAGUAGAAAUCUUCCCAAUUUGUUGAUUUAGUGUUUAA